Molecule: messenger RNA, 14811 nt
Organism: Paramuricea clavata
Lineage: Eukaryota; Metazoa; Cnidaria; Anthozoa; Malacalcyonacea; Plexauridae
Source: the annotation of a GenBank genome assembly
UAUAGUCAUGUGAUUGAAACAAACCGAAGCGAAGACGGGCAAUACUUUCGUAAACAAAGAAUCCAAAUCUUCCUAAAGUGAAACAAAUUGUAGUUUUUACAUUGAAACAUUUGAAAGGUGAGCGAAAUUCUUCUUAUGUAAAAAUGUUAUUAAAUUCAUAAUUCGUAAACAAACGUAAUUUUGUAUUUUUGAUUUUGUAUUGAACACGAUCGGUUGAACGGCGCCCAUAUUUGUUCGUCAUUUUGCGGCGAAUUUGGAAGUUUGCUUGUCAUUUUUAUAAGCUAAUUGCUUUUAUAUUUUAAAUCAUACCAAAUAUACAUCGUUUGUCAGCGUUUCAGCGAAACAACAACAGGAAAUUGAACGGCUCAUGCGAGUGUUCUAUUCACAAAAAUACGUCAAAGAAUUUCUACAGCAUUGACAUUGUACAUAUUAUAUUCCUCUGUACUUUAUGUUUUGAAAGUUCGACUAUAAAGUCAACACAUAAUUUAUAGAACGAAAGAAUUCAAAACCUGCCUGGCUGGUCUGCUGCCUAAAGACCCUAAUAUCAAUAUUGGCUAAUCUUUUCUUUCGCCAAUAAAUUAGAAUAAAAAUGCUGAAUUGAAUCGUCCUAAUUGUUUCAUUUCCUUUUUUGGUGAUUUCGCGUCAUAGAAAUAAUAGAUAAUAGGUCUAAUAUACGGCUUCGCGACACAGGCACUCAAAGAAUGGGGGCAAAUCACGUGACCAGAUCUCCGCACCUUUAACAUUUGAUAAAGGUGCAACACUAUAGUCAUGUGACUGAAACGAACAGGAACAAAGACGGACGAAUUCUUUCGUAAAUAAACGAAUUCAAAUCUUCCUGAAGUGAAACAAAUUGUGGUUUUUACCUUGAAACAUUUGAAAGGUGAGCGAAAGUCAUCUUUUUAAAAAUUCUAUUAAGUUUGUAAUAAACAACUGUAAUUUUGUAUUGAACAAGAACUGUUGUAAGUAACAAUGGCCAUGUUUGUUCGUCGUUCUGCGACGAAUUUAGAAGUUUACUUACCAUUUAUUAAAUUUAUAUAAACUAUAAAGUGCUUUUGUAUUUUAAACUACUCCAAAUAUACAUCGUUUGUGAAUGUUUCAACGAAACAAAGACAGAAUAACAACAGGCGAGCACAUACGAGUGUCUAUUUACAUAAAUACGUCGAAAGAAUUUCUACGCCGUUGACACACAUUAUAUUCCUCUGUACUUUGUGUUUUGAAAAUUCGACUAUAACGUCAACAGCACUAUUUUAGUAGACGUUUACUUAAUUUAGAGAACGAAAGAACUGUAAUAAUACUUAAAUUCAACACAAAGCAAAGUUAAAGGUGUGCAUUUUUUACUCGGCAGACUGCCAGUAAAAAUAUGUAAAUUAAUUUAUUAUUAUUGAGUGCCUUGUUUGUGAGGUUAAAUUUUGAAAAACUACACUCUGUUUUUCGGAUAUGGAACCAUGUGAUAAGUGAAAGUUUAAACUAUUUUGAGCCGGAUUUAAUUUUAAAACUUUGCUUAGUCUUGGGAUCGAUAAAUCUUUAGUUAUAAAUGUGUAUCUGGGCACAAUGCCAGACAAGUAGUAACUUGAUACGGCCUUUAGCGGCAUAUUAAGAUUUAAGAGAUGCACUUUUCUCCAAUGAGGACAAGACGUUGCCUGCUAUUUUGGUCUAUAAAGCACAUGCCAUAGCAUUAUUUGCCAAUAAAGCUAGCCGUUUUGCAAGGACCAUAGGCAAGGACAAAUGAGCAAUUUUUCCCCCACAUUAGCAUGCGUUGCCAUAUUGGCCUCUACUAAACUCACACGGACGUCACAAGCUAUAGUACAAACGUCAAGUGGCAUUUCCGGACGGAACAAAGUCUCUCUAUUGGUUGAAAAUGAAUAUGUAAACAAGCUCUUUAAUGGUCACAAACUCUUGUAUGCUGCACUGUGCCAUUGUGGAUAAUUGGAAUUUGGAAAUUUGUCAGGGGGAGUUUAAACAUAUUUCAUUUGAGUUUAAGCUGAAUUGGUUAAUAUAUAAACUGCAUUAAAAUACACAACAGCUUGCCAGGAUGUCGGAUAACUCGGAGCAAGAAACGUUACUGGAAAUGGUAAUAUAAAAGGCUUUGUUUCAUCAAAGGCAUUAAUUAAAGCUUGCUGUAUAAGUUGUAUCCAUUUGUCACAGUUUGUUAGAUCGUUAGUGGUUAAUAAUUAAUCCAUUAAGCCACAAUCUGCCCUGCACACAUAACAAUCUUGCACCUUGUUGACAGGUUGUUGGCUCAAAAACGUUGUAGCAAACUUGUUAACAACAAGCUUGGUCUGGUUGUCACAAACGUCUGUGAUCUAGUUGCUUAGCAAGUUUGUCACAAUUACAUCUCCAAACAAGCAGUGUAUGGACGCAUGAAAUCCUGAUAUCGGCAUAUAACAGCAUUGCAGCAAGUUUGCUGUUGUGUACGUGUUUCUAUGCAUGUAAUAGACCUUUUUAUUUUUUCUCUGCUUAAAAGCCAGCGACCCUUGGGAAUAUAUGGGCUGACCAAACUAUCUUCCCAUAUGUGCCCUACUUUAUUAUUCCAUUCUGUUCUAUACCAGAUAAUUUUGUUUGGUAGAGGGGAAUGGUAUUAAUCAGUCAAUAAUGGGUCAACAUAAUAAUGGACAAGGGUUUUAUCUAGAAACCAUUAAAGAUGGACAACAUUGGCAUGGACUCUGUGACCAAGACCAGAAAAGCAAUUAUUGGUAUCCAAGGAAUGACAUGUCACUCAUGUGUAAAACAAAUUGAACAGAACUUGGGUGAACAACCUGGAGUAAUAUCCAUCAAGGUUUCAUUGAGUGACGAGGAAGGAACUGUCAUCUUUUCUUUGUCAAAAACCAAUGCUGAUAGGCUGGUCCAGGAAAUUGAGGAUUCAGGUUUUGAUGCAUCGUUGAAGUCUGUUGUUGAAGUUGAACAUGAGGAACAGUUGACGAGUGAAGUAAAUGACAAGAAUAUGGUAUCCACUGAGUUGCAUGGAGGUAUAUUUGAAAUUAUCAUUCUUGGUUUUCUAGAUAAAUAAAGCAAUAUGGUUGGCUAAUAACAUGCCAUUUUUAUUUGCACUAAUUUGGUAUUUUACUCUAUCUAAUGCUAGCUAUGUUUUAAUGGUUUAACUUGUGAAGGAGAGCAUCAAAACUCAACCAAACUCCCCUAAAGACUCCUAUCUUGUUAUUUUAGGGGCCAUUCACAAAGGAUGUCCGGCCAAAUGAUGGAUUUUCAGACCCCCCUCCCCCCCCCCUUGUCCGUCAUUGUCCGAAUUAGUAACCCCCCCUCCCCCCGGACAUCCGCCAUGCCUCGCAAAAACUCAUGCAAUCUUGUAUAUAUCAAGAGUAAAAAACUUUUACUUUUAGAACUUUUUUAUAACUGUAAAUGUGAACACAAAAACAUAUAAAUUACUAGUGUUAACAAAAUCUAGUGUUAACCGCAUAGUCAAAAUGCCAAUUUCACAAUGGGAAAGACUGGUCAAAAUAUAGGGAAAAAAGAAAUUUGUUUUUGAAUUUUUUUAAAUUUCGGACAUUCGGAUUGCUAACCCCCCCCCCCCCCUAUGUCCGAGUUUGUCCUGAUUUUCCAAACCCCCCCCCCCUCGGCUCGGACAUCCUUUGUGAAUGGCCCCUACACUAAUGUGAGAUCACUCUACUCAUCAAGGGGAAUAUUUGGGUGCAUGUUAAAUAUAGGUUAACCAUCUGCCCAAGUCUUGUGUGUACUGUGUACCCAGUGAAUGAUAUAUUCAGUUCACUGUCUUUACCUUGCAGUCAUUAAUGAUCCACCUUAAAGUGGCCUACUUGGUUAUUUUGCUGUUUACUACUAGACAAUUUUGACCUUAUCAUGGGAGACUCUUGUACAAUUAUUUUAUUAUUUUUAGAUGAGAGUAAGCUAAUUGUGUCUGCAAAUAAUGAAGAAGAAACAAUACCUCACACUGCCAAAGUAUUUUUGAAAGUUAAGGGAAUGACAUGUGCCUCGUGCGUUUCACUCAUUGAGAAGUCUCUGAUUAAGAAACAUGGUAAAGUACUAAAUUGGUAUUUCAUGAAUUGAAAACCUGGCUGGCUGAGUAGCUGGCAGGUUGGGUGUCUGGUUCAGUUGUCAAGUGGCUGACUGGCUGGUCAAUUAGCUGGCAAGUUGGCUUGUUGAACUGUCAGCUAGUUUAAACUGGUUGGUUGUCCUAAUGAUUUAAACGAUUGCUGGCUGGUUUAUUAAUUGGUCUACUUGCUGGCUAGUUGAUAACUAGUCAACCAGCAGGCAUGUUGGCUGGAUGGUCUGCUUACUGGUCAUGUAACCAACUUAAACUGGGUGGUUGGUUUGUUAGCUCGGCAAGCUGAUCAGCUACUGCAUGACAGCUAGAACUUCUGGCUAUAGCUGGUCAGACAGAUUAAGAUUGGUUGGUUGUUUGGCCUACUAGUUGGUUGAUCAGUAGAGUACUACGUAGGUAUACACAGUACUCUUGCUAUCUGCGUACAGUACAUUUUAAUGGUACCAUUUAACCACCAAAAUUUUCAAGCUCAGUGUAUUCAAAAAUCGUAAUUAAGUAGUUUUAUGUGUAAAUCCGACCUGCUUUGGCAUGAAACAUGAUUGGAGGGAUAUCCGAUUGGACUGAUAGGACAAGAUAGGACUGAGGAACGUUUCUGAGUUUGUAUAUGCAAAUCUGUUCCUCCUCCAGACUGUAAUGUUUGGGAACGCGUACGUUCCCCGCGCAGAAUUUUUGUCCGCGCAUUUUCAAGAAAAUCCUUACAAAAUCUGCAUAUUUUUGAUGAACUAAUGAUUUAUUCUAUCUCUUAUGUGUUGGGCCUUGCUAGAAUAGUUAGAGAAAACUCUGAAAAUUCCAUUUCCGACGAUCCAGAGACUCCAAAUUUUCGAAAUUUUUCCGCUCAACGCCAAUCAUGGUGGCACUUUAACUGUGGACAUCGAGACGGACAUUAUGCAACCAUUCUCAAAUGGUUUUUUUUCCUUUUAUUGCCCAUAUAUUAUAACAUAUAAAUAUUUACAUUGAAAAAAAAUUUAGAUUAAUGUUAUGGUAGGGGCCUACCAGAAACCUUAACAGGCUUUUAUUUAAGACCCCUAUAGUUAUAAAAUUUAGAUGCUAGUUCUAACUACAGACUAUACAGUCAACCAAAUUUAAAAUAUAUUACAAUAAGUAUUAUAGUUAAAAGAAAAGAAAGAGAGAAAAUGUGAAAGCUAUUUACAGCAUAAAGUGUUACAUUGUACAUAUUAUUUGAUUAAUUACUUGAUAUUUGAAGGAAGUGUUCUUUUAUAGUAUUUUUGAAAGUAUUACGAGAAGUUAUAUUUUUAAAAUGACAUUCAAGUCCAUUCCAAACAUCGACUCCUUUAUUUGAAAGAGUAUGUUUUACAUAGUUCGUUCUUUUGUAUGACUUGUGGAGUUGUGUUUUAUUUCUUGUAUUGUGUUGGUGGAUUUGAUCAUUGGUCACAAAGUAAUCAGUGAAUACCUCUGGUAGAUUUUUGGCAUAGUGAUAUCGAAACAUAAAUAGACUUAUUAAAUAGUCAUUAAUUUUAUAAAUAUCUAGAAAUUUUAAAUCUUUAAAAAUUGGUUCGCUAUGUGCCAAAUAAGAGUUGAAAGUCAUAAGGCGCACAAUUUUUUUUGGAAUAUUCAUAAGUUUUUGGAUUCUUCUUUUUUUUGUAGGUAUUACCCCAGAUUAUAUUUCCAUAGAUAAGAUAUGGAUAGACUAAAGCAUAGUAAAUAAGCUUAAGAGCAAAUAAGCUUCUGUAUGUUUUGCUUAUGUAUGUUCUUAUGCUCAUUUCCGCGCAACUGCCAGUUACGACGGAAAAGUUCCCCGCGCAAAAAUAAUACUUUACAGUCUGGCUCCUCCUUGUCUUAUCUCGUAGUUUGAUUUAUUAAAGAACGAUACAGUUCUAUAGAGCACUAUUACACUUAUGUGUGGUAUAUUAACUACAAUUGAUCCAAUACCAGAUUAUAAUAUUAGUGUACUUCCGGUGCAUAAGUACGCGAAUUAUCACACCGUUGGAUUAUAGAACAUGCCUUCAACGUUUAUUCAAGGUGUACAUAGUUUUCUUGAAAGGUUAACGCUAUUUAAAUCGUGCCACGCGCGCUUUACUGUUGUUGUGCAAUUUCCAAUUUCUCCAACUAUUUAGGUAUAACUUCUGCUCUGGUUGGGUUACUGGCACAGAAAGCAGAAGUGAAGUAUGACCCAACACAGAUUAGUCCAGAACAGAUUGCAGCAGAAAUUGCCAUUGUUGGUUAUGAAGCUGUGGUGGUUGGCGGUGAUGAUGAAAAUGCUGAAAUAGAUUUAUUGGUAGGUUAAAGCAAAUCUUCAUAUUCAAACGAAUUUCUUGCAGCUGUUUAACAUUUCCUGCGAGCAGUGCUCCCGUGCUCGCCUAUUUUUUCCACCCCUGUGGUACAGAUUCAUAUACAGUAGAUCUAUGUGUUCGAAGAUCAGCUCUGUUGAAACCCAGGAUAUGAGUUUUCACUUUUCCCAGAGCUUAAGGCAUGCGUAUGUUUUUCUUUUUUUUUUAGAUAAAAGGAAUGACUUGUGCAUCAUGUGUUUCAAUGAUUGAGUCAACCUUGAUGAAACGAAAUGGGAUCCUUCAAGCGUCUGUUUCUUUAGCUGCACUAAAAGCCCAUAUCUCAUACCAGUCUGACAAAAUUGGCCCCAGGGAUAUCAUGGAGGUUGUGAAUGAGCUCGGUUAUGAAGUUGAACUGGCGGACAAUAAGAAUGCUCGGGAGCAUGUCAGUCACAAGUCGGAAAUAGCAAAGUAAGUCAACAAAAUGUCUAACUUCUCUGCAAGAUUAUACAAUACACUCUUUCGAUAAUUACGUUACAACUACACUGUUUUCAACCUAGGACCACCUUAAAUGGAAAGGAUUUCAAGUUUUUUUCUCAUGGGCUAUGCACAGAGAAGCAGAACAUCCUUCUUCAACACAUGCAUGAAAAAUAAUUCUUUAUUUUGGCCAAUAAAUGUAGAAAUAAGCUUUAACACGAAAACGAGGCUAGCCUCGUUUUCGUGUUGAUGCUUAUUUCCAUAUUUAUUGAUCAAAAUCCAAAAUUUUUUGCAUGCAUGUGUUGAAGAAGGAUGUUCUGCUUCUCUGUGCAUAGCCCAUGAGAAAAAACCUUGAAAUCCUUUCCAUUCAAGGUGGUCCUAAGUUGAAAACAGUGUAGUUGUGACGUAAUUAUUGAAAGAGUGUAUUUGUGCUUGGGUUUUUGUAGAUGGGCGGAAGAUUAUAUACGAUUUUAGACCUGAGCAGGAGCAGCUGCGAAAAAUGCAAUUAAGAGGCAAUUUUUUUCAAUGUCACGUAUUUGCGAUGAAAAGUAUUCAAAAUUACUUUGUUUUAGCUUUAUUCUCUAGUUUAUAGAGUUAGCUACCUUUUUAAAUGCAUCAGCCGGUUGAGAAAAAUAAAAUAAUAGUUAAAAAUUGUCAAUUAAAGUACAAUUAUCAAUGAUGUUUUAAAAUUGACGCCAUAUUUAGAGCGAUAUAAGCAAAACUUACUGAACUUCAGACAUCAUUUUCUCUUUGGCGUAUCAUUUAAAAUCUCUUCAUUUUAGCAUUAUUUUACAGAUAAAGCACUAAAAAUACUUUUUAAGUUUGUUUGCCGAUUGAGAAACGUAUCGAAAAAUAAAAAUUUUGAAUUUAAUCAUAACCUCAAGUGAUAUAUUAUACGCAUUAGUUUUGAGCGCGUGUUACGUAACAUACAAAAAGAUCUCCUCUUAAUGUUUUGUUUGUUGUAAAUUCUUAGAUGGAGAAGAUCAUUCCUCAUCUCACUCGUAUUUGGCGCUCCAGUCAUGAUCUGUAUGAUCGUAUUCUCCUUGCUGAGUAGCAAUGGCAAGGAUCCUCAUGUUGAAAUCACGGCUGGAUUGUCGUUGGAGAACUUACUCUAUUUCUUACUGUGUACUCCUGUGCAGGUAUACUGGACUAUACAAUACUACGGCUGUACAAUUGUACUCGAAUCACUUGUUGAAAGAGAAUGUUUUCAAUAUCACAAAUUAGAAUAUAGUCGCUUCCAGAAAAUACGUCCCCUUGGCUAUAGAGACUGCGACGUUGGACUUUAACUAACGCCACGAAAACGAAGCUCUAUGGUCAAAGUGACAUACUUUACUGACAUGAAAAUCUUUAUAUAAAUACCUACGCGCCCCCCCCACCCCCCUCCCCGUGGAAAUUAGCUUUCUGCUGUAGGGGUUAGCGUGGUGAAAUAAAGUUUUACCUACCACCUACCUAGCUACUUUCCGGAAGGAGAGUAUUAGGAAGGUAUAUUUUAACUACACUAUGUUAAACGUUCAAAUAGCUUAAUAUAAAUUUAUAUGUUUUCAGUUUAUUGGUGGUCGAAAUUUCUACAAGUCAGCCUAUAAAGCUCUGAGACAUAAGGCGGCAAGCAUGGAUCUUCUUAUAAUGUUGGCAACAACCAUUGCAUACGUUUAUUCCGUAAGUGUAAAACAACGAAACCAAUUCUUCCCAAACUCUUGCCGACCUACACUGCAUGAACAUUGACGUUUCAAAUAUAUUCUCACAUUUGAAAUUUUGCAGGUCGCAGUGCUAUUUGUCGCGAUAGUGUUACAAUUUUCCAAAAGUCCAAGGACAUUCUUUGAAACUCCGCCGGCACUUCUGAUUUUUAUUGGUCUUGGUCGUUGGCUGGAACAUAUCGCUAAAGGCAAGACAUCGGAAGCGCUUAGUAAACUACUCUCUCUACAACCUAUGGAAGCUUUGCUGUGUAAAGUUGAUUCGACCACAGGAAAUAUUAUCGAUGAGACAUUGAUUGAUGUUGAACUCGUCCAACGAGGAGACGUACUGAAGGUGAGGAUGGAUGCACUGAUUGAUGCAGUGGGCGGAGACUUUCUCGUGGGGGGGGGCACCCACCUCUACCAAAAAUUGCUUAUGGGUUGUGCAUCCGACAUAGGCUUAAAAAAGAUCUUCUUGUUUCUUAGAUACUACCCGGGGGAAAAAUUCCGGUAGAUGCCCGCGUAUUGGAAGGGUCGUCUAUGGCGGAUGAGGCACUUAUCACCGGGGAACCAAUGCCGGUACCCAAACAUCCUGGGGACCGUGUGAUUGCAGGAUCUAUCAAUCAACAUGGAGCACUCAUUGUCGAAGCGACGCACGUUGGCAAGGACACUACAUUGUCACAGAUUGUGAAGUUGGUUGAAGAAGCUCAGACUUCCAAGGUACAUACUUUUUCGCAACCAAGAAGAUGCUGCUGCUUUCUCAUGACAUUUUUAACUUGCAUUGGGGCCAGUUGUUCAAAGCUGGGUUAGCCUAACCCUGGGUUAACGUAGCCUGCAUGGCAGGCGAUCCCUCAAAUCGGGCAAGCCUGGAGGGUUAACGUGAAAUUCAGAUCAAACAGCUUUUUUAUAAAUUUGGUGUUUUACCAGUAACAACUGACAAUCAAAUCACAAUUUUUUUCCAACAGGCACCGAUCCAGAAAUUGGCCGACACCAUUGCAGGAUAUUUUGUUCCCGUGAUAAUUUCAUUAUCUUGCCUUACGCUUAUUAUCUGGAUUAUAAUUGGCUACGUGGAUAUUGACAUCAUUUCUAACUCACGUGAUGUAAGUUGUUGACCUGGGGGAAAUGUAAUGUUGUAUUUCAGUAUACAAUUUAGAGGUAGAAAAAGUAUCAUAAAAUCUCAUGUUUCAGAAUGUAGGAAGUGGAGUUAUAGAGACAAUGCAUACAAAUAAUGUAUGUAUUGUUACUCCGAUUGUGCAUCCACACCGUGCAAGCUGAGCAGUUUGCCUGACCACGGUGGGAAUCGAACCCGCGACCUUUGGGAUACUAGUCCAAUGCUCUGCCAACUGAGCUACGAGGUCAAGUCGGUUCGAGUUGUUGAUAUUUCGGAACUGAGAACAGUUCCUUCGAUAUCAAUGUAUUCUAAGAUGACAAUGUAUUCUAAGACACCAUUUGUUCCAUCGAGAAUCGAGUAUUUUUCUCUUUCCCGAAAUUUCCUGAUCUGGCUACUCCCUCGUGGAAACUAACUUCAGUUUAUGAGGUUAACGGUUAAGGUUUUAUAUGCCUACCUACCUUCCCCGGUUGAUAUGCGUGGAGAACUUUAAUAUUCCUCUUCUGCUUUUUUCAGCCUGAGUUCAGCGACAAUGAAGUGAUCUUUCAGUUUGCUUUUUUAACCUCCAUCACAGUUCUCUCUAUCGCUUGUCCGUGUGCCCUGGGUCUAGCCACUCCCACCGCGGUCAUGGUAGGCACGGGCAUUGGUGCCCAAAAUGGAAUCCUGAUCAAAGGAGGGGAACCGUUGGAGACCUGUCAUAAGGUACGUUACAAACUUUAACAUAAGACUUUUUGGCCGACGAAGCAUCGUCCGAUCCUCAAUGUUAAAUGGUAUGCUUCCCACUUCCAUAUGUAACUAGGUUUCAAAAGGUUUCUGCAGCAUAUUCACUUUCAUUGGAGCCAUUCUAAAGAACCCCUUCUUCCGCCUCAGAUCUGGCUGGAUCCAUCUCUGUGUCAACAACUUUAGUAAAGAGGUCGCCUCCCUCUGUACCAUGAGUUACAUUCACAGCCAUAACCUGUACAUGGUAAUUUUUAGGUAUCGACGGUUGUGUUUGAUAAAACUGGUACUCUGACCCAUGGCCGACCUUCAGUGAUGAAAACAGCAUUAUUUGUGGAACCCGAUGUGUGUACUGUGCGCCAGCUGUUGGCUGUUGCGGGGACAGCGGAAGCAAACAGCGAACAUCCAAUUGCCUCUGCUAUUACAACGUACGCAAAGGAGGUAGGUGAUUCACGAGGGAUUUUUGAGUAUGAUACAAAAUCGUGUGCAUUUCUGUUGGGUUUUUUCUUUGCAUGGGCUGUGCACCUUUUAACUUGCAUUGAAGCACCACACUUCAAUAGUCAUUGUAGUAUUUAAAUGGUAUUUGUAUUUGAUAUUUGUCAAGGUUCUUGGAACAGAGCAGUUUGGUCAAUGCUCAGACUACCAAGCUGUACCGGGAUUUGGUCUCCAGUGUAAGAUCUCCGGGAUUGAAAAUCUUUUGAAAGAGAAAAGAAAGUUUACCGAUAGUGACGUCAUACCUACGUCAAGUGAUGGUUAGUCAAUUACGUCAUUAUUCUAGAAGUUAUUGUCGCAAGGAAAGUACUGCCUCAGCCUAGAUUUAAAGUUCGCAUGCGUAUUAUGUCUUCAUAAUAACUUAUCCAAACCGAGUAACUAAGUUGCAACGAUGUUCUUUUUCAACCAAGAAUUGUAAAAUUUUUCGCUUCAAAAUUUGCGAAAUGAUAGUUCCACUAGUAAGAUGUUUAAACAUGAAAAAAAUUCUGCAAUUUUUGAGCUCAAAAAGGUGUCCUGUAACCUUAAGCUUUAGUUUUAAGUGAAAAGCUUUUGAGGAAAUGAUAUCUGCAUUGUAGAAAACCAAACAACACAAGUGUAUUCAACACUGAUCGGAAAUCGUAACUGGAUGGCGCAGAAUGGAUUGACUGUCUCCAAAGAUAUGGACGAGACGAUGGAGGAGCAUGAGUACAAAGGACAUACCGCUGUCCUUAUUGCUAUCAAUGGUGAGUACUGCUGGCUCAAAUGGUAUAGUGAGAAUCAUUUUCUCAACGGAUUAUUAACAAUGAUUCAAUAAUGUGUAGGUGUUCUGGUUGGCAUGAUAGCUGUUGCAGAUACGAUCAAGAAAGACGCACCUACUGCAGUUUCAACGUUACAAAAGAUGGGAAUUAAGGUCGUCUUGUUGACUGGGGACAAUGAGAAGACUGCCUGGGCCAUUGCAAAACAGGUGAGCUGAGCUCUGAAUUGCGAUUUUAGAAAUUGCGCAGACCUCGAUCACUUUCGAUAAUAGAAUAGAACUACAAUUAAUAGAACCCGUUUCGCUGUGGGUUUUUCAGUGGGUUCUUCGACUUAAUUAGCCUUUCUCGCGAAGGCCAAAAUCCGCCAUUUUUUGGAUACUGUCUGCCUUCAUGAAAGAUUCUAGACAAUUCAAACAACGUAAAAAGCGACUUUUAAAAGUUGUAACUGUAUAAAAAAUUACCAUUAUACAAACAACUAUAAUAAUAAAAAGUCGCAUUUCGUGGUGCGGAGACUCUCAAAUGUGGGAGAGACAGUACCCCCAAAAUGGCGGGAAAAUCGUCCGUGAGAAAUGCUAAUUGCCAACAGCAAUAUCUUGGCUUACGUUAAUACUCUUUGAGUAUAUAUAUUCUUGUGUCGCCUAUAGCUUGGAAUCAAGCAUGUUUUUGCUCAAGUGUUACCUUCAGACAAGGUAGACAAAGUGAAAUCACUUCAAACUGAUGGUGAUACGGUUGCCAUGGUAGGCGAUGGCGUCAAUGACUCGCCUGCUCUGGUCGCGGCAGAUGUUGGCAUCGCAAUAGGGACUGGGACCGACGUGGCUGUUGAGGCUGCUGAUGUUGUUCUUAUUAAGGUAAGGGUAACAAUAGGAUAAACAGACAUACAGGUUUCCUCAAGUUUAUUGUAUUGUAUCGAAGUGCAGGGCUUUCCGAAUUAUUAGUUUCCUACUUUCCGAGUAGGUGGCUGUGUUGAUAAAGUAGGCAGCUGUGGGGACGGAGCGGUCUAGGGAGUCUUAAAGUCAUCCAAAUCAACUAUUGUAUCGAAGUCAACUAUUAAUGUCGAUAGUGUUAGUUCUAGCUUGUUAGUUCUCAGAGUAUAAGGUAGGGAUGUGCUGGACAGAGAUUUUUUCCAUGUGUAUUGUGUCUGUGUUGAUAAAGUAGGCGGCUGUGGGGAGCUGUCUGGGAAGUCUUAAAGUCAUCCAAAUUAACUGGUGUAUAUUGAUUAGAUGGCAACACAACUGAGCUCUGGAACCAAAUUAUAAUGUAUCACUACUUUCAUUUUUCGACAAGAUAACUUUUAUCUAAAUUAAUGAUGGUAAAUAACUAAACCACUGUUUUACGAAACAGUACGUCGUUUUCCAAAAUAACCAGGCUAUAAAGUAAAGCAGGUUGAGGAAGAGUAACUUUGUUUGAAAGCUUAGAGUGGAGGAAGGAGAGCAGAAUUGAUAUCAAGCACUAAACAAAGUGACCGCGGUAAACCUCGUGACAACUCGCCGGCUUAUUUAGAAAGUCCUGGGGAUGUAUCGUAUCGUAUUUUAUGGUGAAACCCGGUGAAAACAUAACCUCUUGGUGGAGGUCAGUUAAUUGAAAAGAUAAAUGUCAUCUUUCUUGCAGAGUGAUUUGAUGGAUGUGGUGACGUCAAUCGACUUGUCACGUGUUACAGUACGUCGUGUAAGAAUGAACUUUGUGUACGCCUCAGUUUAUAACUGUGUAGGGGUACCUAUCGCUGCAGGAGCAUUUCAUACACUUGGAGUUACCUUACAGCCUUGGAUGGCGUCCGGUGCAAUGGCCGCUUCUUCAGUCUCGGUUGUACUUUCGUCUCUUUUAUUAAAACUGUAAGUUUACCCGAAAAAUUUGUAUAGGUAAUAUAGGAUCGUUUCAAGUGCAAUUUGGGGAAAAACAUGCAGAAGUGAAUUUUUCAAAGACGAUCAAAAUUGCACGAGUCGAAAGGAUGAGUGUAUGUACUCCUAAAUUGGUCGAUACACCAUACUACUAUUUAUAAUAUAACCAGUUUUUUGUAUGCUUUCCCCAUGUGGCUAUAAAUUAUGCCUACUUUCGGCAUAUUUUAUAGCCACGGAAUAUAAGAUGAAAUGUUCUCGAGUGAACGCUUCCAAGCCCAAGACGUCUGUUGCAAGAAGCCGGUACUGAUUUUCUUUGAAUUCCUUAUUGCCAGGUACAAAAAGCCUACAGGAUGCCCUGUAUCUUCGCGUCAGAAAUCCUCGAAGAAAUCAUAUUCUCUCGUUUACCAAAAUGAAUCGGGCGCGGUGCCUCGUGGAGGAAUUGAGCUCAAGAACGUCAAAGUAUAAUCUGUAAAGUUUUGAUAUUGUACAGAAUGAAUGUUGAGAUUAUUGUUGAAGGUCUUGCAAGAUUGAGCUCGUGCGAGUUACUUUUUUAGGAUUCUAUAAGGUAGGGGUGCACUGGACAGAGAUUUUUCCAUGGGAAUAUGAUAAACACCUAGAAAGAAACCCCGAAUCUCAUUUAAACAAUAUUCGAUAUGAAAUUUCUAAUAUGAUAUACGCUGUAUCCCUACUACAAGGUAUUAUAGGAGAAUGUAUGACCUAUCCAAGCUAGAACUAACACUAUCGACAUUAAUAUACAUUCAUUAAUUAUGUAAAUAAUAACUUAUAGCCGUUUAUAUCAAAUUCGGGUGUAUAUAUAGAAGUGAGCCUGGGCUGGACGUUGAGACGCGGGCAGCGAGAAUUAGGGGAGGCGAUUUCAACCCCAACAUUUGAUGUGAUUUAUAUUAAAAACACUAAUAUGGUAAAUAUAGUAAAAAUAUCAUAAAUAAACAAUAUUGACAAUUAACAUAUGAAACUUAAUUUCUUUGAGAAAAAAGGAGGUAUAGUCAUAGUUGGAUUACAUAGCCUGCGUCGCAUACUUCAAACUCACAUUACAUUAAACAUUGCAAAAUAUAAAAUAAGUCGUAUAUUAAUAGAGAGGUUCAGGCACAAAAUAAAGAUCAGUACCAGAAGGGCCACUCAGCGGUGCAACGUGUCACCAUUUUUCUAUGCAAAAAUAUGCAGUUGACUGGCCAGAAGGCGGGGCCUCGACUGGCUAGGAAGAUGGCGACCAGGGUCCCUUCUGUGUCUGACUCGUCCCCAGUCGUCUCUGUGAGCAAGUGCGAAUUGGAAAGCGCGCGCAGGGUUCGCGCGUCCUCACAGAGACGACUGGGGACGAGUCAGCUUCUGUGUGCCUUAUUCUGUGGUUCAGGUAUGACUUCCUAGUGGCCAUGCAUGAAUUACCUCUCACUGUUUUUUUUUUGUUUUUUUUUUUACAAACUUAGUCAUAAAUGACAGGUUAACCCUACAGAGCUUAAUGCUCCAUUUACAGAGUCUCUAAUAAUAUGUAAAUAUGUAUAUAUAAAAAAAAAACACAAAAAAAA